AUGACAGUUUUCAGGCAAGAAUCUUCUCUCCAAAAUGGCCAAAUUUCAACCCGAAUGGUCGGUAAUUCUCAAUCUUCCAGCUUACCUGCCAGACAUGAUGAAAUGAACAACAGCGUAUCAAGACCGAAUAAUCAUUUUGUCAAAUCAGAUACGAAUAGUGGUGAACAUUCUAAAAACAAUUCACCUGUCUUUACG
This is a messenger RNA of Scutellospora calospora, 195 nucleotides long. Lineage: Eukaryota; Fungi; Glomeromycota; Glomeromycetes; Diversisporales; Gigasporaceae. The record is from the annotation of a GenBank genome assembly.